AUGAUGAGCUCCACUAGUAAGGACAUACUUGAACUUGGACGGGUGCUGUGGGGUCUUAACGCGUAUGACUAUUUCCUCACCUUAGCUGACGAGGUACCCUUAGCUGUAUUUUUCAGUCGAUAUACAGGCUUAAAGGCAGUCACAAUGGAAAUGGGUGAAGCUCCUUUACUUUGUCUGUCGAUAUCUUACCUGCUGUUACUUGACAUUGGAGAUGCUCGUGGCAUUUCAACCCAUGAUGUCAAUUCAUAUCUGGGAGGUUUCAUAGUGAACCUGCAAGGUGUCUUUUUGACCCGUGUUUGUGCAAUUUGGGGAUUUAGGAGGCGCAUAGUGGUUCCAUUCCUGAUAAGUGGGCUGAUGUAUGUUAUUGCUGCGAUUGUGGUUCUCUCGAUCAUCUGA
Messenger RNA from Suillus paluster, 396 nucleotides. RefSeq lists its product as uncharacterized. The transcript has 7 exons. The record is from RefSeq and is a predicted model, not a curated record. The coding region runs from base 1 to 396 and encodes 131 amino acids. NCBI's taxonomy places the organism in Eukaryota, Fungi, Basidiomycota, Agaricomycetes, Boletales, Suillaceae.